Molecule: messenger RNA, 1533 nt
Organism: Cajanus cajan (pigeon pea)
Lineage: Eukaryota; Viridiplantae; Streptophyta; Magnoliopsida; Fabales; Fabaceae
Product: Transducin/WD40 repeat-like superfamily protein
Cellular component (GO): nuclear pore outer ring
Molecular function (GO): protein binding
Source: RefSeq, a predicted model, not a curated record
UGAUUGGAAAGAGAGGUUUGUUGCAGAAAAACCCUUGGCAAAUGGCAAUGGCAACAACACACAGGUUCCCCCAAUUCAAAUACGUAGACGCAGUUCGUUGGCUUCCUCUGCAAUCCCCAUUCCACCGAUUCGCGGUUCUCGCUCUCUUCGACUCCGACACCGAUUCUUCCUCCAUCCAAAUCCACUCCUUCAACCCAAACCCACUCUCCUUCGACUCCCAAUUCUCAUGGCCCUCACCAUCUCGCAUUUCCUCCCUCAGAACCUCCCACUUCUUACAGAAGCCUCUCAUCGUCGCCUCCACCUCCUCCGGCUCCCUCCACUUCCUCUUCGCCGACCCCUCCCACGCCGAACUCCUCUCCGAGGCCUCGCUCCCCGACGCCGCGCUCCACUCGCUCCCCGCCUCCUCCGUCGACCUCAUGGACGCCGCCGUCGAGUGCGUCACCGUCGGGGAAGACGGCAGGGUCAACUUGGUCAAUGUUGGGGAAUCCAAUUUGAGCUAUCGGAGGAUCUUUGAUAGCGGCGGCCUGGUGUCGUACACGGCGGUGAGAUGGGCUUCGCCGAUGGAGUUCGCCACCGGGGGGUACGGCUUCAGUCUUCAGUGGUGGGACCAGCGGAAACCGGGAGGACCGGUUUCACAGUUUAAGGGGGACUGGGAUAAAAAGUUGACUUCUGGGAUAGUGCACUCUAUUGACAUUCAUCCGUCUCGAAAGCACACUUGUCUUGCCGGUGGCUCCUUAGGCACUGUUUUUGCUUGGGAUCUUAGGUGGCAGCAACAACCGAUUAUACUUUCAGGUGCUGGGGCUGGCAAUGCUGCAGUUCAGUCAAUAUCUGAAAGUGAGGUUUGGGAGGUCCAGUAUGAUUGUUGCAUAAAAUCAAACACUUCAUCUACCCGGAUCUUACCUUCCAUGAUAUGCUCAGAGGAUGGAAUUCUUGGUGUGAUCGAGCAAGGUGAGGAACCUGUUGAGCUGCUGGCUGAACCUUGUGCCAUCAAUAGUUUUGAUAUUGAUCGACAUAAUCCAUCGGAUGUGAUAUGUAGUUUAGAAUGGGAAGCAGUAGCCAUAUUGACAAGACAAUAACAUUCAAAGUUCUACUUUUUGGUGGCUUGAAUUUCGAAAGGAUACAGUUUGUAACUGAUAGAAAGAAUGGAGCUUUUAACGGACUAUUUGUGUUUAUGUAAAGCCAUUUGCAUGCAAAUGGAUUUUGGGAUUGUAUAUGUAGAAUGCGUAAAAGUGACUUAAAGAGGCACAUUGGAUCAAUACUACUAUCACUCGGUUUACCUAAAAUGCAUUCCCUCGCAGCUAAUGAUGGUGGGAUCUGUAUCUCGGAAGUGGAUCUCAUUGUAUCCAUCAACAUUUGAUUGCUAUGUUAUUUGAACAUGACGUCAAACAAGAGUUGGUAUUGCAAUACCAUAGUCAACAUGUUGUAUCGAAGAAAAGGCCUUUAAAUUGUGCAAAAACAUAAUUUAUUUGAUCCAAAUCAACCUUGAUAUUCAUUUAUUGACAUGCCCAACCAAAUCAAUUACCAUUGCCAAUA